AUGGUUUACGUCCGCAGGCUGCCCCGUGGUAUAAGAAGCGCGCAUCUUGAUCUUCAUGCUGCUUCCAAAUGGUCCGGUAAAUGGUCUUCAUCGGGCGUCCUUUUUAGUCAUGUGGCUGCUGUGAAUACUGUUAUGAUGAUGAUACUCUCUUUCACAACGGUACUAUCUUGUAUCUCUGCCGUCACGGCAACCAUCUUGGAGAAUGGCCGUCCAAGGGUGACAGAUUUCAUCGACACAAAGGUGGAACUUGCUCUUGGCGACUUCAAGACGUACGAUGCCGAUGCCGAGGAGAUAUCGUAUAAAGGUCGAUGGGACUCCAAGCAGAUAUCGUGGUGGGCAGCACCGGGUAUCAAAUUCGGCUUCACCGGCCAUACUGUCGCGGUUACCUUUGGCAACCAGACCAUCAACAGCACUCUCGUCGCCUACAGAAUCGCCGGUCUAGACUGGAUGCACACCAACGUAACGGCGGGUGGCACUCACCAAUUUGUGAGCCCCGAAACCCCAGGUAUCGAGCUAGCUGGUCCUGUCAGUCCCGUUACGUUGGAGAUGAGAGUGACAAACUGGGCAUAUGGAGUCCAGAUCGACAAGGUCCAUGUCGCUUCUGGAGAACAGCUUGUUAAGAUCCCCGACUAUCCUCGCCGGGUCGAGUUCAUCGGUGACAGCCUGUCAGCAGGCAUGUAUAAUACCUACGAGGCACUCGCGGGAUUUGCGUACGGCGUCGGAGCGGGCCUGGGAGACACCGAGUAUUCCAUAACGGCCUACCCGGGCAUUUGCGUCACCGACCAGGAAUGUUGGGGUAAUCCUCGAGGGCAGUCCCAUCAGUGGUUUUACACAUCGGAUACAGGCGGACGAGCGGCCGAAGUGUGGGGAGAUGAACCAGAACCUUGGGACUUCUCCAAAAACCCACCUGCCGACCUCGCUAUCAUUAAUCUCGGCACAAACGAUGCAAAUGCUGCAAAUAACGUCACCAAAGCGACCUACGUCGAACACUACAAGAGACUCAUCCAGGGCAUUCACGGCAAGUGGCCCGAAGCUCUGGUCAUAGUCAUGCAAAUGUGGCAAGGCUUCUUCCAGGAUGGCAACACUUACGGCCAGAGCACCGACCUUCGGGACGAAGUGUACAGCGUGUACGAGUACUUCAACUCGGAAGAGUAUCUCAGCAACCCCACGACCUGGGAUGCCGUCACAAACACGACCGAGCAUACGGGUAGUCCGGCAAAACCUUUUGUGCACUUCUUCAACACGACGGGCAUACUCCAACACAAUGACAUCGCGCCAUUGUGGCACCCUACAGAUGUCGGGCAGGUCAAGGUCGCGAGCCACCUGAUACAGUACAUUACUCUGAAGCUUGGCUGGCCCCUGUAUGCCACCGGACCCGAGGUAUACCAUGAGACCCUGUACUGGAACGAUCAAACCAGCUAUUAA
This is a messenger RNA of Colletotrichum orchidophilum, 1425 nucleotides long. Its product is annotated as GDSL-like Lipase/Acylhydrolase. Gene Ontology annotation, molecular function: carboxylic ester hydrolase activity. Bases 1 to 1425 code for a protein of 474 amino acids. Lineage: Eukaryota; Fungi; Ascomycota; Sordariomycetes; Glomerellales; Glomerellaceae. The record is from RefSeq and is a predicted model, not a curated record. The transcript has 5 exons.